Alternaria alternata is the source of this 1143-nucleotide messenger RNA. RefSeq names its product epoxide hydrolase-like protein. Bases 106 to 1101 code for a protein of 331 amino acids. The record is from RefSeq and is a predicted model, not a curated record. The transcript has a single exon. Lineage: Eukaryota; Fungi; Ascomycota; Dothideomycetes; Pleosporales; Pleosporaceae. Gene Ontology annotation, molecular function: hydrolase activity.
GAACUCGAUACGACUUGGCAUUGGUAUACAUAGUACAGCUUUCGCCCUUAGUUGCACAUCAAUUCUAACAAGACAUCCUGAAUACAUCACGCCGGAUACGCAGCAAUGGAAGCAUUCACCAAAAAGACGCUCAAAACCUCUCGAGGAAUCACAUACACCUACUACACCUCUCCCGGCUCCGCUUCUCUUCCGACUCUACUCUUCCAACAUGGCUACCCCGACCAUGCCGCCAUGUGGGCACAAGUCGCGACGCCCCUGCGCUCUCUAAACCACCCCAUCAUCAUCCCGGACAUGCUAGGCUACGACGGAACAGACAAACCCACAGACCCUUCCGCCUACACCUGGGACAAGAUGACCAACGAUAUGGUCGAAAUCCUCGAUGCAGAGAAGGCACAAAACUGCAUCUCCAUAGGUCACGACUGGGGUUCCGCCGCUGCUUCCCGCUUAUACAACUACCAUCCAGAACGCGUAGUUGGCUUGGUAAACCUGAACGUCACGUACACAGCCCCAGGUCGCAAGCCCUUCAAUCUAGAUGGAGCAAAUGACAUGAUGGAGAAGGUUUUUGGAUAUCGGUUGUUCUCAUACUGGUACCUUUUCACCGCACCCGACGGACCAAAACUUCUCAAGGAAAGUCUAGAGAAGAACUUCCACAUGAUGCACGACAAGGAUGGCUUGAAAGAGUUCUUUUGCACACCUGACAGUAUGCGGAACGUCCUUACCGGAAAGACCGAACCUACUUUCAACCUCCGACCUUACGCGCAAGAUGCUGAGUUCAAGAAAACUUUCAUCGAGCGGAUGCAGCGUGAUGGCUUUGAAGCACCGGUGUGCUGGUACAAGGCUACGACGACGAAUCUGCAGCAUGAGAGUGAUGCCAAGUUACCUGAGGGGAGGGAGAUAGUCAACGUCCCAUCGCUCUAUAUCGGAUGCAAGCAAGAUAUUGUGUGCAGGCCUGAAGCCAUGUAUGAGAGUAUACAAAAGGGCUUGUUACCGCAAUUGGAACAGUCGGAGAUGAUUGAUGCGGCGCAUUGGGUGACGUAUGAGAAGCCUGCAGAGGUAGUGUCGAGACUGGAGGAGUGGUUGAAGCGAAAGUUUGCGCAGUGAAUGAUGUAGUAUUGUGAACAAAUUGGACGAACAAUAACAUAA